UCCCCGGGAUUGGCCAGGCCCUUGCAAGAAGCUUGUUCCAGGGUGUGGGCACUGUAUCUCGAUCUCAAGGCUCCAGGAAGCGAUUCCGAUAGGGGGAAAGGGGUGUGGCCUGGCCCGGGCUGUGCGAUGGCGGAUAAUUUGAGGGCCGGGAGCCAUCUUGUACGAGCGUAUCUGUCCGGACUACAUUUCCCAGAGGCCCCGAGGCGGCAUAGGGCCGCCUCUUCACUCGCCUGCAGGACCCUCGGCCUCCGGGGAAGGGGAAGGGCAAGCUCUGCUUUUCUCAGAGAGGUCCCCAGAGGAAGAAGGAGGAAUGGCUGUAGACCAAGCCAAAUACAAGGGGUCAGUGAUGUUCAGCGAUGUGUCUGUAGACUUCUCUCAAGAGGAGUGGGAAUUCCUGGACCCUGCCCAGAGGGACCUGUACAGGGACGUGAUGUUGGAGAAUUACAGCAAUCUGGUGUCAAUGGGACUUUGCAUGCCUAAGCCGCAAGUGAUCUCCUUAUUGGAACAAGGGAAAGAGCCCUGGAUGGUUGGCAGAGAGCUGACAAGAGGCCUGUGUUCAGAUCUGGAAUCAAUGUGUGAAACCAAGUUGUUAUCGCUAAAGAAGGAAGUUUAUGAAAUAGAAUCAUGCCAAAGGGAAAUAAUGGGACUUACCAAGCAUGGCCUUGAAUGCUCCACUUUUAGAGAUGUUUUGGAAUAUAGAAGCCACUUUGAAGGACAACUGGGAUAUCAAAAUGGGCAUUUCGGCCAAGAAAUAUUCACUCAUGAAUACAUGCCCACAUUUCUUCAACAGACAUUCUUUACUCUACAUCAAAUAAUUAACAAUGAAGAGAAACCCUAUGAAUGUAAGAAAUGUGGAAAGGUCUUUAGUCAGAAUUCACAAUUUCUCCAACAUCAGAGAAUUCAUAUUGGUGAAAAAUCUUAUGAAUGUAAGGAGUGUGGGAAAUUCUUUAGUUGUGGCUCACAUGUUACUCGGCAUCUGAAAAUUCAUACUGGUGAAAAGCCCUUUGAAUGCAAAGAAUGUGGAAAGGCAUUCAGUUGCAGCUCAUACCUUUCUCAACAUCAGAGAAUUCAUACUGGUAAGAAACCCUAUGAAUGUAAGGAAUGUGGGAAGGCCUUUAGUUAUUGCUCAAAUCUUAUUGACCAUCAGAGAAUUCACACUGGUGAAAAACCCUACGAAUGUAAAGUAUGUGGGAAAGCUUUUACUAAAAGCUCACAGCUUUUUCAACAUGUGAGAAUUCAUACGGGUGAGAAACCCUAUGAAUGUAAGGAAUGUGGCAAAGCUUUUACGCAGAGCUCAAAGCUUGUUCAGCAUCAGAGAAUUCAUACAGGUGAGAAACCCUAUGAGUGCAAAGAAUGUGGCAAAGCAUUUAGUAGUGGUUCAGCACUUACUAAUCAUCAGAGAAUCCACACUGGGGAGAAACCCUAUGAUUGUAAGGAAUGUGGGAAGGCUUUUACUCAAAGCUCACAACUUCGUCAACAUCAGAGAAUUCAUGCUGGUGAGAAACCUUUUGAAUGUCUUGAAUGUGGAAAGGCCUUUACUCAGAACUCACAACUUUUUCAACAUCAGAGAAUUCAUACAGAUGAAAAACCAUAUGAAUGUAACGAAUGUGGAAAGGCCUUUAAUAAAUGCUCAAACCUUACUCGACAUCUCAGAAUUCAUACUGGCGAAAAGCCCUAUAACUGUAAAGAAUGUGGAAAGGCAUUUAGUAGUGGCUCAGAUCUCAUUCGUCAUCAGGGAAUUCAUACAGGAGAAAAGCCCUACCGAUGUGCGGAGUGUUGCCGAGUCUUCGACUCAGGAUCUGCUCUGAGGAGGCACAGGAAGGACCACAUGGGAAGGAAGCCUCACACGUGUGAGGAAUGUGGGAGGGACUUCAGCCGUAGCUCCAACCUGUCCAUCCAUCGGCGAGUUCACACGGGCGAGAAGCCCUACAGAUGUGGUGUGUGCGGGAAGGAUUUCAGCCGGAGCUCCAACCUCUGUAUCCACCAGCGCAUCCACACAGGUGAGAAACCCUUCAGGUGCUGUGACUGUGGCAAGGACUUCAGCCGCAGGGCAGCCCUGCAGAUCCACCAGAGUGUCCACACAGGCAGGAAGCCCCAUGCCUGUGAGGUCUGUGACCGGAGCUUCACCUCACGCUCUGCACUGACACGGCACAAGCAGGACCAUGCAGGAGACAAGGCCUAUGUGUGUGACACAUGUGGCCGGGGCUUCAGCCAGAGAGCCAACCUCUACCUGCACCAGCGGGUUCACACUGGGGAGAGGCCAUUCCGGUGUGAGGCCUGUGGGAAGUGCUUCAGCUGGAGCAAGGACCUGGGUAUCCACCAGAGGGUCCACACGGGAGAGCGGCCCUACAGGUGUGCAGCUUGUGGGAGGGACUUCAGGCACCGCUCAGCCCUCAAGCGGCACCAGAGGGUGCACACAGGGGAGAAGCCCUACCCCUGUGCCGUGUGUGGGAAGGGCUUCCGACAGAGAGUCCACCUACAGAUGCAUCAGAAGGUGCACUGUAGGGAGAGGCUUCCAGGAUUGGGCUCUGCACAUGCAGGUACCUUCCACAGCCAGGGUGAAUGCCAGAGUGUGGGUGCUGAGGUGCACAGCAUGGAUCAAGCUUAAUGAUAUAUGGCAUUUGUUAGUGUUGAUACAGAAAAGGGGACAGAUCAGAAGUGUACAGAUUGACAAUUUUUCAUGAAGCGAACAUACCUAUGUCUAGCACUUAGAUGGAGAUAUAGAGCAUUUCCAGCCCUCCCAAAAGACCUCUGCAUGUCUGCCCCUGCAGGCUGGCCAAAAACCCCCAAAAAACAUAGACUGAUUUUGUAAAUUUUAGAGUAUCAAGUGGAAUUAUACAAUAUGUAAUCUUUCAUGUAGGAAUUUUUUUUUG
Phacochoerus africanus (Common warthog) is the source of this 2873-nucleotide messenger RNA. RefSeq names its product zinc finger protein 383. Gene Ontology annotation, biological process: regulation of DNA-templated transcription. NCBI's taxonomy places the organism in Eukaryota, Metazoa, Chordata, Mammalia, Artiodactyla, Suidae. The coding region runs from base 311 to 2608 and encodes 765 amino acids. The record is from RefSeq and is a predicted model, not a curated record. The transcript is spliced from 6 exons.